GGGAGCUCGGCAGAGAGGGGAGCGCCGAGGGUCUUCUCGCCUGUAACCCGUAAGCCCUGUAUCCCCCUCCCUCCACCGCCUUUAUGACCCCCUGGCCCCGGGAGCAGCAGAGAGGGAAUGGCUCGCCGGACUCGCGGCACCGAGGAUCAAGAUGAGUUGCACUGUCAGGACACAGAUUCAGAUGUGCAGGAACAGAGGGAAAAUAAAUGCAAGGUCAAGUGGACUCACCAAGAGGAUGAGCAGCUGAAGGCACUCGUGAGGCAGUAUGGGCAGCAGGACUGGAAGUUUCUUGCAAGCCACUUUCCUAAUCGGAGCGAUCAGCAGUGCCAGUAUCGGUGGUUGAGGGUUUUGAAUCCAGACCUUGUCAAGGGCCCUUGGACAAAAGAAGAAGAUCAGAAGGUCAUUGAACUGGUGAAGAAAUACGGCACCAAGCAAUGGACGUUGAUCGCCAAGCACCUGAAAGGGCGUCUGGGGAAGCAGUGCAGAGAGCGCUGGCACAAUCACCUGAACCCAGAGGUGAAGAAGUCAUGCUGGACGGAGGAAGAGGACCGCAUCAUCUGUGAAGCCCAUAAGGUGCUGGGCAACCGCUGGGCCGAGAUCGCCAAACUCCUCCCUGGAAGGACUGACAAUGCGGUGAAGAACCACUGGAACUCCACCAUCAAACGGAAAGUGGACACUGGGGGCUUCCUGAGUGAGACAAAGGACCCUAAGUCUGUGUACUUGGUGGUGGAACUGGAGGAUAGGGAGGGUCAGAGUGUCCACUCAACAGAGAGCCAGAAGAACCUUACUACUGAUUGGUCCACUGGGGUCAUGGAAGUGGAAGAAGAAGUCAGCGAGGAGGAGGUAGCGGCUACAUCAGGGGUUAAGGUCUCAACCACCUCCACGGAGCAGCAGGAGGGGUCUCAUGAAGAGCCAGCCAAAGACCUGAUCCCUGACCCCAUGGAGGAGACUCCCAAGGAACUGAAGUCUGAGGAUUCCCCAGCUGAAGUUGGCUCCCCAUACAAGUGGGUGGUGGAGGCUGCUAACUUCUUGUGUCCAGCUACGAUGCCAAACUUGACAGAUGCCCUAGAUCUGAUAGAAUCGGAUCCUGAUGGAUGGUGUGACCUGAGUAACUUUGACCUGCCCGAGGAGUUAUCCAACGGUGGUGCUAACAGCAGCAGUAGUAGCAGCAACAGUCCAGUUAAGCAGACAUUCAGCAAGCCUACAUCGUCUGCCCACAGCAUGACAGAGUACCGUCUAGAUGGACACGUCAUCUCAGACCUGAGCAAAGGCAGCCGAGGGGAGCUGAUCCCCAUCUCACCAAACACCGAAGUCAGCUUUAGUACCCCGCCCUCCAUCCUCAAGCGACAGAAGAAGAGGAGGGUCACUCUUUCUCCUGUCACGGAGAGCAGCCCCAAUGCCAGCUACUCCUUUGUGGAUUCCUGUAACAGCCUCACGCCUAAAAGUACACCGGUGAAAACCCUUCCCUUCUCCCCAUCCCAGUUUUUAAACUUCUGGACCAAACAGGACACUUUGGAGCUAGAGAGCCCUUCACUGACAUCCACACCCGUGUGUAGCCAGAAGGUCAUCGUCACCACCCCAUUGCACCGGGACAAGACCCCACUGCACCAGAAAAGCAACGCCUUUGUCACCCCGGAUCAGAAGUACUCGAUGGACAACACCCCCCACACCCCCACCCCUUUCAAGAAUGCCCUGGAGAAGUAUGGACCACUAAAACCUCUGCCCCAGACCCCACACCUGGAGGAAGACUUGAAGGAGGUUCUUCGGACCGAGGCUGGCAUUGAACUGAUCAUAGAAGAUGAUAUGAAACUUGAGAAGCAAAAGAGGAAACAAGGACUACAUCGGAGUCCAAUUAAGAAAGUCCGAAAAUCUCUUGCCCUGGACAUAGUGGAUGAAGAUCUGAAGCUUGUGGUGUCCUCUCUGCCAAAGACUGUGUGUAUUAAAAGAAACCAGCCAACAAGCUUCUUGUCCAGCUCCCUCAAUCUGACCUCCUCGAGCAGCAAAGAUGACAGUAGUUUGCUCAACAGAGGGUUUCUACAGGCAAAGCCAGAGAAGGCUUCAUUCCCGAAGACACUGAGCCAUUUCCAGGGCCCUGCCCCGAUGUCCAAUGCAUGGAAAGUCGUGGCUUGUGGUGGAACCAGAGACCAGCUUUUUAUGCAAGAAAAGGCCCGGCAGAUCUUGGGUGCCCUAAAGCAGAGCCACACUUCUCGGACACUAAUUUUGUCAUGAAAAAUAUGGAAUUUUGACAUUGUAGUUUUUUUUUUUCUUUUCUUAGGGGCAUAAAGAUGUGUUCCCUGGCUCAGGUGGCUCCUGAACAGGGUAUGAGUUUGAAAAUUUAUUUUUUCAAAAUAACUUAUUAAAAAAAAAGUUUCAAGGGGCUUCUUUGGGUUUUGUGGUACAAGAGAGAAGUCUGCUCCUUCGUGGAUUCAUGUGGUGCCUGCAUAGAGAGAAGUGUGACUUGGGAUCUGUCCUGGAGGAAAAUGAACACUGGACUCUUGACUUGCUCUGCAGAAUCUCUGCCCUUGGUCUGGAUUUUCCCUUUCCCUUCCAUGGAAAUUACCAAGUGCUUUCAAGAAUCCUAGAGACUCUGGGCCUGCCUUUUUUGUUAAUACCAAGAAAGUUGGGUUUUUCCCUAGUUGUGUGUUUUCAGCACAAUCUCACCCUCCUGUUGAGGACCCUGAAAAGGAGGAUCUUUGGGGAUUUCCUGCUUAACUUGGAUGCCUGUUGAGCUGAGACAAGGAGGUAUCCAAGAGGCUGGAGAGAGUGGCAUUCAUUAUCUCUCAGCUGGUCCUUUUCCCUUCUUUUCCUUUUGUUGCAUUUAAUAUUAUUAUUAAUUAUUAAUUUUUAAAAAAUAAAAGCUCCCUGAAGCUUAGUCUUCGCUGGCUUCUAAAGGCUUCUCUCUUCUCAGUCUCCCCAUCUUCCUUUGUCUCCCUCUCUACUCUAUUUCUCCCCCUCCCCUCUCUCUUUCUCUCCCUAUUUUUUUUACCCCUCCCUCUCUCCUUCUUUUUCUGGCUGCCUGUUUCCCUCUCCUUGGCUUCACUAUUUCUGUGAUGGUGUAACCUUUUCGUAACCUUUUCGACUUCUCUAUUUAUUUUCUCUGUGCUUUCUCGUAUCCUUCCCACCGCGCCUUCUGACAACUGGUUCAGUCCCUCAUCCCUCUUCAUGACAAGUGUAGAUGCUUCCUAAUUGGUCUUACUCCCUUCCCCUCCUGUGCAUCCUGUCCAUGAGGCCAAAGGAAUCUUCCUAUCUCUAGUAGUGAGCACGUCGUGGUUUCCUGUGGGUUCAAGUCUAUGCCUCUUAAUUUGGCAUUCAAGUCCUCUACAAUUCUACACCAACUCUACCUCCUGCUGCAUUCUUACAUUUUCUUCAAAAAAAUUUUUUUAUCAGUGGCUUUUGUUUUUGCAUCACCUACAUUUUCCUCUGUGUCCUUCCCUGACCUGCCUCUCCCAGGGCCAUCCCGUAGAACAAAGAAAAAUUUUCAAAAGAACAAAAAUCAACAAAUCAAUACAUUGAAAAAAAAGAAUCUGAAAAUACAUGUAGUGCUCCAUACCCAUAGACCUCUCACCUCUGGAAGGGAGUUGGGGGAGACAUCUUCUCAUAUCUUUCUUUCCUUAGGGGCUGAGUUUGUUCUUUGUAAUUUCAAACCAUUCACUUCUGGUUUGUGGUUGUUCUUCUUUCCCAUUUUCAUAGUCAUUAUGUUUUGUUUUCUCAGCCCUGCUUUCUUGUAUUUCAUUUGGUUCAUUCAAACUUUACCUACAAAGUGCUAUGUUAAAAGGUGGAAUAUAUAUACAUAGUGGGAAAAGUACUGACUUUGGCAUCCAAGGACCUGAAUUCAAACCCUGGCCCUGCUGCUUAUGUGACCUUGGGUAGGUCAUAUCACUUCUCUGGGCCUCAGUUUCCUCAUCUGUAAAAUGAGGGAAUUGGACUAGAUGGUCCCAUCCAACUCUUCAUUCUGUGGUCCUUUGAGCAGUCAUCUAGAUUAGAACUGUGUGCUGUGAGAUCACUGCUGGGUGAGAGCAUCAGGGAAGGUUUUCUGAUCAGGCUGGUCUACUCCAUAUAUCCUAAUGAGACUUGGUUCACUCCUUUCUAUAGGGGAGAAGAAACGUGGUGGGGAGGAAAGGAUCCUGGGUUUAGAGUCAGUCACAGGUUUGAGGCCUUUCCCAAUUGCCUCUGUUGUUUAGUGCGUCCCAUUCCCCCUCCCCAAAUUACUUGGUAUUUAUUUUAUUUUGUAUAUAUUUUGCUUAUCUGUGCACAUGUUGUUUCCUACUAUGAGAUUGUAAGCGCCUUGAGGGCAAAGAGUUGUCUUUUGUUUGUUUUUCUGUUACCCUAGCUGGGUGGCUGGCACAUAAUGGUGUUUAAUAAGUCCUGGCUCUUAACAUUUGCUGGCCAUGUGACACUGGGCAUGCCAGGUCACUUUUGGACCUCAGUAAUGAAAUGGGAGGAUAUUGGCAUUACCUACUCAGGGUUGUUGUUGAGGAAUCCCUUUGUAAACUUUGAAGUGCUUUUAGAAAUGAAAUUGUUGUUAUCCACCCAUUUGUCUUACCCGUUUGUCAAUCAUAAUAGUUAGCAUUUACAAAGCUCCUUAAGGUUUUGCAAAGUGCCUUCUAUGUGUUAUCUCAUUUUUGGCCUUCACUACUGCCCUGUGAGAUAGGUACUAUUAUUAUCCCCCUUUUACAGGUGGGGAAACUGAGGCAGACAGGUUAAGUGCCUUGCCCAGGGUCACACAGCUAGUAAAUCUCUUAGGUAGAAUUUGAAUUCAGUAUCUUCCCUACUCCAGCUCCCAUGUUAUAGGCAUUAGCUUUUUAUCAAGACCUAACUCGAGUACCUUUUAUGAAAACUUUUCAUAUCCCAACUGGCUCAGGGGAAUCUUGUUUUUUUCCUUGAAACUCCCCCAGCCCUUGCUGUCUGUGAAUUUUUGUUUCUUAUCUGCUGCUUUCUACGCAGUGAUGUGGUAUAGUGUAUCAGAGCAUUGGAUCUGGAGUUCAGGAGACACAAGGUUUGCAUACCACCUUAGAGAGCUGCUCACUGUGUUAUUGUGGACAAACCACAUAACCUCUCAAAGGCUACAUGAGAAUCACACCACUUGAACUACCUACCUCGCAGGGUUAUGAGAAAAUCACUUUGCAAACCUCAGAAGUGCGAUUAUGAAUAGCAUGAAUAGCAAUGUUAUGACUUGUUAUGUACAUAGCCUUUCUUCUCACCUGGAAGGAGUUUUCUGAGGGCUGAGCAUGUGUGCAUCAACUCUCUCCUGCCAUCGGCCCCUGUCCUCCAUCUCCUUUCCCAUCAGGUGAGUGGUAUCACUCACGCUUAAGUGUACUCCUAGAGAAGAGGUGGCUGGUGCUUCUGGCUGGGGAUCUGAAGGAGGUUUCAUGAAGGAGUGGGGAGGGGGGUGACACGGAGAUGGUGUGUUCUCUAGAUUUCCUUGGUGGCAGUCAAAACCUGGAGAAUAUUGGUUGCCUUUGUCUUACAGAUAUUGCUCUCCGCACCCUCCCCCCAGUUAUCUUUAAGGCAUGAAUUGUUUAUGUUGGAUCUUUAAUAUCGCAUUGAGGGUUUUUAAUAAAGACCAGUUUCAUCUGGGCCGCUGUUGUGGUUUUAUUGACCCAUUACACCUUGUCUCCCCCCAUAAAGCAGAGACCUCUUAGGACCGGCUCCUUUCUCAAGCAGGCGGGGCAAUACAUAUACA
Messenger RNA from Dromiciops gliroides (monito del monte), 5683 nucleotides. RefSeq names its product MYB proto-oncogene like 2 (gene MYBL2). The transcript is spliced from 15 exons. Gene Ontology annotation, cellular component: nucleus. Gene Ontology annotation, molecular function: RNA polymerase II cis-regulatory region sequence-specific DNA binding; DNA-binding transcription factor activity, RNA polymerase II-specific. The coding region runs from base 118 to 2229 and encodes 703 amino acids. Gene Ontology annotation, biological process: regulation of DNA-templated transcription. NCBI's taxonomy places the organism in Eukaryota, Metazoa, Chordata, Mammalia, Microbiotheria, Microbiotheriidae. The record is from RefSeq and is a predicted model, not a curated record.